This is a messenger RNA of Tuber aestivum (summer truffle), 1181 nucleotides long. Lineage: Eukaryota; Fungi; Ascomycota; Pezizomycetes; Pezizales; Tuberaceae. The record is from the annotation of a GenBank genome assembly.
GACUUGGAGCGGUUUUACAUGAUACAUUAUACAUAUCUUGGGCGAUGGAAUGCCGGAAUGGCGUUCUGGGCUGACCCAGAGAGUAAUUUACAUGAGUUCAUUGUCUGAGCUUCAACUAGCCAUAUGCUACACAUGGUUUCUAUAUCCAGUUAUAUGUUGGCAUCACUCGCUCUAGGGGCGGCCGCUGCCGAACACACUCAUCGCUUCCUCCAGGAUGAGAUCACUCCUGGUUCUGAGAAGAACCGGAGGACCUGACACCUCUCCCGGGAGAAACUCUUUAAGGAAUUCCAGAAUUACAUCGAGCAGCUUAGAACACAGCAUAAAGCUUUGGUGCAUGCCAAUUCUUACAGAACUCCUACCUUACCUACCGGGGCUGUCGCGGAAUCGCUGCUAGAGUCAAGUAUGAUGUUGGGUAAGUACCUGAGAUUGAUAUCUCAGGUUGCUCAAGAAUUGCUAGCUUCUCCACAUUGGCUACUUCAUGAGAGCCCUAAUUUUCGGACCGUAGUCGCGCUGUUCGAUCUCUUGGCUCUACAGGCUUUGGUUCAAUUGUGGGACUUUGUUCUCGGCCAUCACCGCAUUUCUAACUAAGAUUAGGAAUCUGAAUCCUCAAGUGUGGAUUGCCAUCGAUAACUACACACUCGGUACACCUGCUCCACCAUCAAACGCCCUAAAACUCGGUCCUAUGUCGGGGAAGCCAUUCGCCCAAGCCGGAGAUUCGGAGAAACUAGAUGCCGUCGUGACAGCAGUACAUCCAGCUUAGAGAUUUUCCCGACUGAUGACAACAAUAGUCUCCCCACUAGUGGAGGAUUUCCUCCAUAAGUAUUCCCUCUUAUUCUCGGAGAACCUUAGUAGCUCUACACGCCUUUUCGGGAUUGACCCGUAUAUCGACUUCAUUGUCGGAACCGUCUUCACUAUCACGAGUCUCUAGAACCUCCCAGAUCUUCCCCUUGUUCCAGAGAAAAUUGAUGACCGGACAGAGACUUAACCGCACUCAAUACAGGACCUUCGGACCAGCCCCGCAAUCUAGAUGCCCCCAAUUCAUUGAAACUUGCCUCAUACGCUUUAACGAGGAUUUGUUGGACAUCGCUGAUUCUAAUGUUGCUGUUCGUGGUGCUGUUGAGGCAUCCCCUUUGGAAAUAUACGCUGAGCCACACCCAUUCGCACAAGCCAUGGAGCAUCUU